CCCCUUUGCUAGGGCUUUGGUUUUUCUUUGUGUUGUUCUUUAUUGCCUCCGGAGUACAUGUGUUGUGGAACUAGAGAAAUCUUGACAACAAAGACAAAGCCAGGUGGACAAGAACAAGGGGAGAUCAACUGAAGCAUUUUGAAGAGAUCCAGCUAAUAAUAAUACAGCUUGCCAGUUGACACACACUUUGUGUUUGGUGGAGAUAUGUAUAACGGGAUCGGACUGACGACGCCCCGAGGCUCCGGCACUAGCGGCUACGUGCAGAGGAACUUUGCGGCCAUCAAACCGCGCAAAGAAAAGAUUGAGUACAAGACAGGCGAGGACCUUGCCCGACUAGAGCGGACUCUGCACCGGGAGCCCAACAAGGAGAUCUUGGAGCACUCGUGGAAGAGAAGCAUUGAGCUCAAGUGUGUCGUGUUGCAGGAGGAGCUGGAGGAAAAGGGCGGCUACUCCGAGGCUGAGAUACAAGAGAAGGUUGCUAACCUGCGGACUAGCCUACUGGGUAAUGGCUACCAGAGUGUGGGGGGCAGCACCAAUGAUACACAUCAGUGUGCCGAGGCUAACCUCAAGAAGAACAAAGAGUUGAGGAGAGCAUUCGGUAUACGGGAGAACUAUGUUGAUGGCAGCUCCUUCAGUGUGAUGGGGAAACCAGAGGAAGCCCCUGAGGCUGCGCCUGAGAAGGUGGAGGAAUCUGCCCCAGAGGUUAGUCGGAAGAGGAAGCCCGAGGCCAGCCCCUCUCCUGAUUUGUCCAGUGAUACCGAGUCCUCGUCCAGUGAGGAGGAACAAAGAAAGAAAAGAAGAAAGCACAAAUCCUCUCACAAGAAGAGUAAGAAAUCUCGAAAGCACAAGAAAGCAAGGAGACAUGAAGCUACUAGCUCUGAUGAGGAUGAAGAAAUAUCGACAAAGCACUCCAAGAAACAUAAGAAAAAUAAGGAGAGUAAAAAACGCAAGAGACGCAGGAGAUCGCCUUCGUCUAGUCUAUCGUCAGAAUCUGGCGAGGCCUCUCCGUUUCCACAACGAAAACACUCACCCCCACAAGAGCGCCAUGACUCCUCUUCAGAGCACGAGGAUUCACCACCAGUAAUAAAGAUGCAACCUUCACCCUCUCCACCACAAAGAAGAAGAAACUUUCCCUCACCCCCGCCACGCAGGAGAAGGGACUCUCCCUCACCACCUCCACGCGGGAGAAGGGACUCCCCCUCACCACCUCCACGCAGGAGAAAGAACUCCCCCUUACAACCUCCACGCAGGAGAAAGGACUCCCCUUCACCACCUCCACGCAGGAGAAGGGACUCCCCCUCACCACCUCCACGCAGGAGAAGGGACUCCCCUUCACCACCUCCACGCAGGAGAAGGGACUCCCCUUCACCACCUCCACGCAGGAGAAGGGACUCCCCCUCACCUCCUCCACACAUGACUAAAGACUCCCCCUCACCACCUCCACACAAAAGAAGGGAAUUCCCUUCACCACCUCCACGUAGAAGAAGGGAAUCUCCCUCACCACCUCCACGUAGAAGAAGGGGCUCCCCCUCACCUUCUCAACACAUAAAAAGAGACUCUCCCUCACCUCCUCCACGCAUGAGAAAGAACUUGCCCUCACCACCUCCACGUAGAAGAAGGGAAUCUCCCUCGCCACCUCCACGUAGAAGAAGGGAAUCCCCUUCACGUAGAAGAAGGGACUCCCCCUCACCUCCUCAACGCAUAAAAAGAGACUCUCCCUCACCUCCUCCACGCAUGAAAAAGAACUUGCCCUCACCACCUCCACGUAAAAGAAGGGAAUCCCCCUCACCACCUCCACGUAGAAGAAGGGACUCUCCCUCACCACCUCCACGCAGGAGAAGGGGCUCUUCCUCACCUCCACGCAUGAGAAAGAACUUGCCCUCACCACCUCCACGUAGAAGAAGGGACACCCCCUCACCACCUUCACGUAGGAGAAGGGACACCCCCUCACCUCCUCCACGCAGGAGAAGAGACACCCCCUCACCUCCUCCAAGGCAUGAAAAAUCUCUCCAGGAAGGACAACAGGGCCAGCGAAAAAGAAGUCACAGAUCUAUAACCCCUCCACAAAUAAUAUCCUCCAGUCGUAACAAAACUCGACAAUCCUCUUCUUCUGAGAGUAGCAAUGGGAGCUCAAACAGUGACAGUGAUCACUCGUCCCCAAAGAAAUUGGUACAAAAAAAACAAGUCUCAAGCUCUGACACAGAUUCAGAUGCCUCUUCUCCUCCACGAAAAAGACGUCAAUCUUCAGCUGAUAAAAGUCGGGAUUCAGCCGACAGUUCAUCUGCUCCGUCUGCCAGCCCCGAGCCUAGACGUCGUCGUGACUACAGUCCUGAGAUAAAAAGUCGUGAACGUAGAUAUCGACACGACUCCAGGUCACCUAGAAGGAGGAGUGGUCGCCGUGAUCGUUCCCGGGAGCGUGACCGAUCAUUUGACAGAUAUAGAAGACGUAGUAGCCCUGGUAGGAGGGACUAUUACCGUGGAGGUCGAUAAGUAAACUAACUGUGAAUGUGUAUUUUAUUAAUCUAUCAUUGUGUAUCUUAUAAUGUCCCUCCCACCUAUAUAAUCAUACGUUGUGUAUUUUGUUG
This is a messenger RNA of Halichondria panicea, 2585 nucleotides long. Its product is annotated as serine/arginine repetitive matrix protein 1-like. Lineage: Eukaryota; Metazoa; Porifera; Demospongiae; Suberitida; Halichondriidae. Bases 205 to 2490 code for a protein of 761 amino acids. Gene Ontology annotation, cellular component: nucleus. The record is from RefSeq and is a predicted model, not a curated record. The transcript is spliced from 7 exons.